Cylicocyclus nassatus is the source of this 309-nucleotide messenger RNA. Lineage: Eukaryota; Metazoa; Nematoda; Chromadorea; Rhabditida; Strongylidae. The record is from the annotation of a GenBank genome assembly.
AUGUGUGUGAUCUUUGUGUGUCUCAGAUACUUGCUAAAGCAUGGUGCGGCCCUCAGCUCAGUGAACUGUGAUGGUGACGUACCGUUAGACAUUGCUGAAGACGAAGCCAUGGAGGCGCUACUGCAGGCGCACACUCGGAAACAGGGUGUGGACCUGGAGACAGCUAAGCGGUUGGAGGAGGAGUUGAUAAUGCGUGAUGCCCGCAGUUGGCUUACUGACGGACUACCCGCUGACCUGUGCCACCCCAGGACCGGAGCCACACCGCUGCACGUCGCUGCUGCCAAGGGCUACCUGGAGGCCAUCAAGUAA